UCUGUCGUAAUAAUCCUGUCGUUUCGUGUAGGUCUGGGCAUCUAUGGCGACAGCAACAGCGAGUCUGAGGAGGAGCAGAACGAACACGUCCAAGCUCAGAACAACGACAGCGACGAAGAACUCAUAGAGACAUUAAGACGGCGACAACAAGCGUUCAAAAAGACGGAGGAGGAAAUCGAGGCACGGCUGGCGGAGGAGGAUGAGAGGGAAGAGCAACGUUACGAGGACCAUUAUGGAAAGCAACAGGAAAAUCAUACUGGUAAUACAAGCUGCAAGGACGCAGUUGAUGAAAAAGAAACGAUAAAUAAUCAAAGAGAAGCGUCUGAAACUUUGUCGAGCGCCGGGCAAAGUCCACAGCCGCCGCAGACCUUGCCCGCGGACACGGCCAAGGCCGCUGAGACACCUUCAGGGUCGGCGGACACCGAGUCGAGCAGCUCGGAGUCGACUAGCUCCGACUCGAGUCGCAACUCGUUGAAGAAGAAACGGACUAGCAAGGGCCGCGAUUACCGGAAGAGGAGGUCGAAGAGCCGAAGUCGGUCGAGACCGCGAAAGUCACGGUCCCGUUCCUCGGAGCGCGGCCGCAAACGGAAGUCAAGGUCUAGAUCGCUAAAGUCCUCGCGUAAAGAGUAUCGUUCAAGGUCUUCGAGCAAUUAUAGGUCCAGCAAAAAGCACCGAUCGAGAUCGCGUAACCGUAAGCGACGCCGAUCCCGCUCGAGGAGCUGUCGUAGAUCUAGAUCGGUCUCGACCGCGAGGAAACGGUCAAGGUCAAGGUCCAGGGGCAAGAGGAAGUCCCGAUCGCAUUCCCGCGGACGACGACGAAGCCGAUCGUACUCGAUUCGACGCAGCAAAUCGCGCGCACGCGAGAAACGGCGAAGCCGAUCGCGAUCCAGGGCCAGAGACCGGUCGCGGACACGAUCCAAGGAGCGGAAACGCUCCGAGUCUUACGUUUCCAGGAGCAAGAGGAGGUCGCGGUCGCGAUCGAGGGAUCAUAGAAAAUCGCGAUCAAGAUCAAGGCAGUCGAACCACCGGGACGGUAAGAAAUCGUCGUCGCAUCGAUACAGGAAUUGAACCUGAAGCCCCAACGUUCUAGCCAAGGUUGUAUAUACAUAUUCAUAUUAUAAUAACAUUUUCGAGAUAUUCGUACAGAAUAUUAAUAUUAAUAAUAAUAUUAAUAAUAAUAUUAAUAAUAAUAAUAAUAAUAAUAAAACAGAGACAGAGAAAGAGAGAAAGAGUGAGAGAGAGAGUGAGAGGCGAUACGAUUAUGGAUAUACAUUUUGUUCUACAAGAUAAAAGUACACGCGCGGAUAUCAAGAAAAGCGAUGGUUCUAGGCAAUUGUGAUUGUCUAUUUAAUGCAAAUUUUCCAUGCGUGUGUGUUCCCGAGCACCUUAAUAAAUGUCCGGUCGGAUUAGCUCGCUCUUUUCCAAUCUAACUAGGAGAACCUUAACUUGUAAUAGUCUUCAAGACAAUUUUGUAAUUAUAAAAUGAGAACACGUCAGAUUUUUACCUCCACAGUGCUACUUUGUGUGAACCCGACCAGAGUUUUUUUUCUUCUCUCUCCUUUGUUCGACUCGGCUCCAUGGCUCCCUCGGUUAUAUCUUAACUGCGCUACCCCUACCGAAACUAUUUCGUUUACCAUUCCAAAAAUACUCGAUUUCGGCGCGUUUCGCACGAUUCGAACUCCUUCACCAGCCGACUAAUUGAUUAUACGUAUACAAUGAUUGUUGCCUGUAAACGAAACUGACGAGGUACAAGACACGAGAAUUUUAUAAUCUGGGAACAGAAA
Megalopta genalis is the source of this 1784-nucleotide messenger RNA. Lineage: Eukaryota; Metazoa; Arthropoda; Insecta; Hymenoptera; Halictidae. The record is from RefSeq and is a predicted model, not a curated record.